This is a messenger RNA of Helobdella robusta, 2493 nucleotides long. RefSeq lists its product as hypothetical. The transcript is spliced from 3 exons. The coding region runs from base 1 to 2493 and encodes 830 amino acids. Gene Ontology annotation, biological process: protein deubiquitination. Lineage: Eukaryota; Metazoa; Annelida; Clitellata; Rhynchobdellida; Glossiphoniidae. Gene Ontology annotation, molecular function: cysteine-type deubiquitinase activity; zinc ion binding. The record is from RefSeq and is a predicted model, not a curated record.
AUGGAGACUUGUUCGCACUUGGAUUUGUUGAAAAAUUUCUCACUUGAUGAACUAAAUCAAUUCAAAAAUCCCCAUUGCUCAUCAUGUUUGGCUCCCAAUCCUAAUUUAUGGCUGUGCUUGCAACCUAUGUGUAACUACAUAGGUUGUGGAGAAUCGGUGAAGGACCAUAGUUUGCAACAUUCACAGCUUAGUAAACAUCCACUGAUCAUUAAUCUUUCAACUAAAAGGUUGUGGUGCAAUGUCUGUGAAAUGGAAGUACACUUGAAAAUGUUCAGCCAAUAUUCUCAACAUUCAUACCAGGAGCUGAACAUGUUCUUUUGUGAUGAUUCUGAUGAUUCAUACAUUGAAGAUAAGAUGGCACAACCUCGUGGUCUGGUUGGUCUUAUUAACUUGGGCAACACUUGCUACAUGAAUGCUGCUAUACAGUCACUAUCCAACUGUCCACCUCUCACACAAUUUUUUCUGGACUGCCCUGGUUAUGUAAAUUUGGCAAAAAGGCCUAAUAUAUCUAAAAUUUUUAUGAGGUUAAUGGCAGAGAUUUGGCAUAAAAACAGACCUAGGCAAUUGAGUCCAACAGGUUUGUUCAGUUGCAUCAAGCAACUACAUCCCAUGUUCAGGGGAUUUUCUCAACAUGAUUCACAAGAGUUUCUAAGAUAUUUGAUGGAUAACUUACAUGAGGAGCUGAAAGAAAUUAUCAUUACACCAGUGGAAUAUGACAGUCAAAGUGAAAAUUCAUCUACAUCUAAAUACAGUGUAUCAAAAAGUCUUACAUCUGACCUUGGUUAUGAUACAUGUGAAUCUGUUCUGGCUAAUGACCAGGCUUCUGUUGCUGUUAGUUGCAACAGUAGCAGUUCUGGCUUCACUCAAAAAGAAUUUACCUCAAGAGACAAUGUUGAUGAAGAAAGUCAUGAUAGUGACAACACACAAAUUAAUUCAGAUGAAAAUUUUGAGCAUGUUGACGAGAACGUAUUUGCUGGUGAAAUGGAAAAUUAUUCAAAAGACAUACCACCUAGAACAAGAUCACAAACAAGUUUAAGAGCGGAUAUGUUUGAUAACAUCAGAGAAUCAAAUGAAAUGAACAAAUUACAUCAAACACCAGAAUAUUCUAGUAUUAUAUCUGAUAUAUUCGAUGGACAUAUUUUAAGUUCAGUUCAAUGUAUGACAUGUGAAAACAUUUCAACCACCAAAGAAGUUUUCCAGGACCUAUCACUGCCAAUUCCAAGUUCAGAUCAAAUACCUGUUAUCAGGUCUUCAAAUGGAAUUGUUUUGAGUUCCCAUGGUUCAUCUGAUGACCUGCUAGCUAAGAGGCCUGGUUGGAUGUCGUGGUUUUAUAAUUUAUUUCGAGGAAUGAUAUGGGGACCUUCAAUACAUCUACAAGACUGCUUGGCAGCAUUUUUUUCUGCUGAUGAUCUCAAAGGUGACAACAUGUACAGUUGCGAGAAAUGCAAAAAGCUAAGAAAUGGUCUGAAAUAUUCAAAGGUUAUGAAACUUCCAGAGAUUUUAUGCAUUCAUUUGAAGAGGUUUCGACAUGACUACACGUUUUCAUCUUCCUCAGCUAGUAAAAUAAGUAGUGCUGUUGUGUUUCCUGUUGAGAGGCUAGAUAUGCAGCCAUAUUUGCACAAGGAUUGUAAAGACUCCGUGACCUCUUAUUGUUUGAUAGCUGUCAUAUGCCAUCAUGGAACUGCUAACGGUGGACAUUAUACAGCUUAUGGUUUAAACACAAUUAACAACACGUGGUAUGAAUAUGAUGAUCAAACUGUUACAGAAGUUGACAUACAACAGGUUGAGCGCUCACAAGCUUAUGUAUUAUUUUAUCAAAAACUGGAUGAUGAAAUAAAUAUAUUAAGGGAGAAAGUUCAAUCUGUCAUGAAAAUUAACAACAAUGGUUUGAUGAAAUUUUAUAUAUCACGCAAGUGGCUGUCAAAGUUUAAGACAUUUUCAGAGCCUGGUCCAAUAAACAACUACGAUUUCUUGUGUAGGCAUGGAGCAGUCAAACCUCAAUAUUCUUCAGAUAUAAUGGAUUUAGUCAUAGAGUUACCACCAAGAAUGUGGGAAUUUUUCCAUUCAACAUUUGGAGGGGGACCUUCUGUCAACCAUUUGUUGACUUGUGAUACUUGCAAAGUGGAGAUUGAAUCUCUUAAAAAGCGCAGAGAGUACGAACUCAACAUGUUUCUGCAACUGAACAGAGCUUUUAAAGAAAACGAACCAGGAAACAGUGCAGUUGUUGCGAUAAGCAUGACAUGGUUCAGAGAAUGGGAGAACUUUGUAAGAGGAAUCAGUGACAUCCCACCAAAAAAAAUUGAAAACUCUCAUAUUUGCACAAUGAGGUCAAAUUCUUCGAGUCCAGUGUUACUACAAAACUCUGAUUAUGGGCAGAUGGGUGAAGAUACUUACAACUUUCUCAGUGAUUUAUAUGGUGGUGGUCCUUUGGUUUAUGUGCAGCAAAGAAUCUAUCAGAUGAGGCUUUCAUCAUCAAACUCAGAUAAUUAUUAA